Molecule: messenger RNA, 2949 nt
Organism: Parnassius mnemosyne (clouded apollo)
Lineage: Eukaryota; Metazoa; Arthropoda; Insecta; Lepidoptera; Papilionidae
Source: the annotation of a GenBank genome assembly
AUGACGUCAAUUUUUGAUCAAUUUGAACAAGCAUCCCAAAUUUCCCAAAGGGCCGCCCCUGUUGCUGAGCCUAUGACAUCCUCUGGAUAUAUUAAUAUGCAAAUGGAUGACAAUACACCUAUGUUCUCCAAGCAAAAGAUGAAUUUCAACCCUUCAGACUAUAUAACGCAUGUCGCUGUUGCUAGUGAUUAUCUCGUUCUUGCGAUGGCUAAUGGAAAACUUUUUCGACUGGAUUUAAAAAUGCCUGAUCAGCAUGAAGAAAUCCACUAUGCUAAAUUUGUGCAACCAAAUACAAAAUUAUCUAAUAUCUUCCUGGACCCCCUUGGACAUCAUCUUCUUUUGGCUUUUUCUGCGAGGAAUAAAGAUGGUAAUCCAGAACUUGUAUAUCUUCACCGUGCAAGAAGUAAGCUAAAGUCAGUUAGUAAGUCAAGGAACUAUGAAGUAACAGAAGUGGGUUGGAAUUAUGAAAAUAAAUCUAUUUCCACAACUGGACCCAUAUUACUGGGAACAUCUCAUGGCCACUUACUGGAGACCGAGUUAGAAGCUGAUAAUGACAAAAUGUUUGCAGGGAGCCAGCAGUAUUGGAGACAGAUAUUCGACAUUGGUAAAGGAGCUGACACACCAAUAACUGGUAUCCAAUUCCAUCGCGUAAACAACACCACAAAAUAUUUCAUAUUUGUUACUACUCCAACUAGGCUGUACCAGUUCAUAGGCCAUGCAGUAUUUACCGACAACAAACCAUCACUGCAAACAAUAUUUCACGCAUACUUAACGAUUCCGGAGACUGGCUUUCAAGAGAUACCAUCUACUUUGAAAUACUCUAGACUUCAGUUUUAUUUUGACAAGAACAAUACUCCAAAGACAUUUGCUUGGCUAACAGAGCCUGGGAUAUUCUAUGGACAGCUUGAUCCAACUUCCCAACAAAAUUCAAAUUCCCUCUUCACACAAGGUGAACUUAUCAAUUACCCACCUGAAAAGACAGACACUAAAGACAAAACGGCUGAUAAAACAGAAGUAUCUGAAAGGACUCCUUUGGCUUUUGUCUUAACGGAGUUUCAUGCCAUUCUCAUGUUCGCUGACAAAGUUAAAGCUGUUUCACUUCUUAGCCAAGAACUUGUAUACCAAGACACAUAUUCUGAAGCUCAUGGGAAACUCAAAAAUAUUGUUAAAGAUCCGGUUCGAAGGACCAUCUGGGCUGUUACCGAUAAAGCUGUUUUUAGGUACAAAGUUAUUCGUGAAGAAAGAAAUGUUUGGAGAAUUUACUCGGACAAAGAAGAGUUCGACCUAGCCAAACAGUAUUGCCAUAAUAAUCCAGCCUACAUUGACAUAAUUAAUGUUAAACAAGCCGAAUUGCUUUUCUCUAAAGGAGACUACGAGAAAAGUGCAGAAAUAUUUGCUGACACACAGAGUAGUUUCGAGACAGUAUGCCUCAAGUUCUUGGAAGUGGACCAAGUAAAUGCUUUGAAGGUUUACCUGUCUAGACGAUUAGACGCUCUAAAUGAGGAUGAUAAGACUCUUAUUUCAAUGAUAGUUAUUUGGAUGACUGAGUUAUAUCUUUCUCAACUUGGUUCUUUAAGGCGUACAGGAAAAGAGGAUACCCAAGAAUUUCAUCAAAUACAAAGCGACUUUGAAGUAUUUCUUCUACAGACUAAAGUAGUCAAAUGUAUGCAACAUGUGAAGUCCGUAAUAUACGAUCUUAUGUCAUCCCACGGGGAUAAGCAGAAUCUUAUAAAAUUGACAAUAAUCAAUGAAGAUUAUGAGAAUGUAAUAGAACAGAAUAUUUACAAAAAAUCUUAUUUGGAAGCACUGAAAAUUUUACAGGGCCUUCAAAGGCCUGAUUUGUUUUAUCAAUUCGGGCCAAUGCUGAUGGAGAAAACGCCGAAACAUACUGUCAAUGCUUUGAUAUCCCAAGGACCGAGACUUAUCCCCUCGAAAUUACUACCAGCAUUCCUCGCUUGUGAGAAUGAUGAAGAGCAUGUAUCAGAAAUCAUCAGAUAUUUGGAAUUUAUGCUGCAAAAUUUUAAUGUGAAGGAUAAAGCGAUACAUAAUUACCUGUUGACAUUGUAUGCUGAAAAGAAUAAACCGGCCCUGAUGAGGUAUUUAUCUCGACAGGGACAGGAUCUGGCUAUGAUUAAUUUUGAUGUACAUUAUGCCUUAAGACUGUGUCGAGAAAAAGGCCUGUCUGAAGCUUGCGUAAAGCUAUCAGCUCUGUUAGGGUUGUGGGAGGCGGCGGUGGAGUUAGCGCUAGAUGUCGACGUGUCUCUGGCCAAGAGCGUGGCCAGUUUACCAGAAGAAACGGAAAUGCAACGGCGACUUUGGUUGAGCAUCGCCGAGCAUGUGAUCACCAAAAACCAGGAUCUUAAGGAAGCGAUGAGCCUGCUUGAGGAGUGCCCUCUAAUUAAAAUCGAAGAUAUUCUGCCGUUCUUCAGCGAUGUAGUCACGAUAGACCAUUUCAGAGAACCUAUUUGUCAGUCCUUACAGGAAUAUAACACACAAAUAGAAGAUCUUAAGGCUGAAAUGGAGGAUGCUACAAAAUCGGCCGAAUGCGUUCGUGCGGAGAUCCAGUCGUUUCGCAACCGCAGCGUGAUCGUUUCUGUGACGGACGCGUGCUGCCUGUGCGACAUCACGCUUCUGCUACGCCCCUUCUACCUUUUCCCCUGUGGUCACCGUUUCCACAGCGAUUGUCUGCUUGCGGAAAUACAGCCCAUACUAGGACCAGCUCGCCGCAACAAGCUUAGCGACCUCCAGCGUCAACUAUCGGUGUUGAGCAAUAUAGAACUCUCCACUCCCACUUCCAACGGACUGCCUCUGCGCGAAGUACUCAAGAACGAGAUAGACGACAUUGUCGCAAGCGAGUGCAUAUUCUGCGGCGAGUACAUGAUCGCAUGUAUUGACAAGCCAUUCAUAGCGGACGAGGACUGGGAUCGAGUCUUGAAGGAGUGGGAAUAG